AUGGCGGAGAGAGUCUUGAAGAAGUUUGAAAAAGCAGGACUAAUGAGGUACAUGACGCAUGACUACCGAACCAUCCAUGAUCUUGACUUCACCGAAUGGUUUGCUCAUGCUAAGGUCACGAAGGGCAAGAUUGAAAGCCGCUUCAACGAAAUAGAUAUCACAACCUCUGUGGAAGCUUUAUCUGUUGAUAUACAUGCUGUUGAUGGUGCUGAGGGUGAUGUUGAAUCUGUGGCUGAGCCUCGAGAGGAGGUAGUUCAAGAGAUAGAUGUUCCAGCAGCUGAAGAUCAAGACUUUGUGGUGGCUGCUGACGAUCAGGGCACUGUGGGCAAAGGCAUAGCUGCUGAAGAAACAGAGGGUGAGCCUGAGGAAGAUCCUGAACUUGAUGCUCAAUUCAGAGAGGAUAUCAGGCGAUUUCCUAUUGCCAUGGAAAUGCCAUCACCAUUCCUGCUGCCUCAAGACACAGCAUCAACCUUUGCAGCUAGGAUGGUUGAUAGAGAAAGGUGGAGUGCACCAGUUGCUCCUGAAAUCAUAGACAUUCCAGACUCACCAGAGCACACUGAGGUGCAAGAAAAUGAGCAACGAGAGCAGUAUGCUGAGAAUCCUGCUGGUUCAAGAGUUGGAGUUCAAGAAGGUGGAAACCGGGAAGCACCUAUCGAUGAACCAACUACGCCAGCAGAUGAUCUUGUUACCAGCACUGGUUCGAGAGCAGCAAUCCCACUCUCCCAAGUAGAUGAAUCUGCUCUGGACGACCAGGUAGCAGCUUCGAGAGAUGAUACAGCAUCAACCUUUGCUGCCAGGAUGGUUGAAAGAGAAAGAUGGAAUGCACCAGUUGCUCCUGAGAUAAUAGACAUUCCAGACUCACCUGAGCAAACUGAGGUGCAAACAAAUGAGCAACGAGAGCAGACUGAUGGAAAUCCUGCUGGAUCUUUCGAGGAGUCCUUCAUUUACUCGAUUGGCAAUCUUUGUUGUAAGAUGGUUCGGUCAAGUCUUGGUGUUCUUCUUGCGAUUCUUGCAGCUGCUUCAGAGGUAGGUAGAACUACUUUAGGGUCUGCAAAUCACGACCUCAAGUUCUACUUCUUCGGGCUUCGUGGCUAA
Molecule: messenger RNA, 1095 nt
Organism: Ipomoea triloba (trilobed morning glory)
Lineage: Eukaryota; Viridiplantae; Streptophyta; Magnoliopsida; Solanales; Convolvulaceae
Exons: 9
Coding region: 1-1095 (364 amino acids)
Source: RefSeq, a predicted model, not a curated record